Messenger RNA from Impatiens glandulifera, 602 nucleotides. Its product is annotated as putative GEM-like protein 8. Lineage: Eukaryota; Viridiplantae; Streptophyta; Magnoliopsida; Ericales; Balsaminaceae. The record is from RefSeq and is a predicted model, not a curated record. The transcript has 4 exons. The coding region runs from base 12 to 602 and encodes 196 amino acids.
UUCCUUUGAACAUGAAAAAUCUGCAGCCCGUUGAGCAUUUUAUUGGAAUUCCCACCAGAUCAAACAGACUCUUGCUUGAUCAUGGUCGCCAUAAUCAUAUAUCUUUUCCUGUCAAUGGAUCAUUGAAGUUCAAUCAGAUAAUAAAUAAAAAGAGGAGACCGACAGAGAGAGCAAUUAAUGCAGCAAAUAACAUUCUAGAGCAUGUAAAACUAGGAUCUAAUAUCAGUGCAAUAGUAAAGGGGAAGUUGGGCUUAGGAGCCAAAAUCCUCAAAAAUGGUGGAGUGGAGAAGGUUUUGAAGCAUAAGUUUAGUGUUGAAAAUGGAGAGAAGAUCUUAAAGGCUUCUCAGUGUUAUAUCUCCACAACAGCUGGUCCCAUAGCCGGUCUUCUUUUCAUCACAACUAACAGGAUUGCCUUCUGUAGUGAAAGAUCUAUCAAACUCCAGUCCCCAAAUGGAAUGUCAGCCAGAGCCCAUUAUAAGGUAACACUUACAGACUUUAAUUCUUUGAAACAAAACAAUCAUUUUAAUAUCAAUACCACUAGGAAACAUAAAAGGCGCAAUCGUGAGCCAAAACUCGGAGAGGCCAUCACAGAAGUACAUUGA